AUGACAGGAGUUACGAGAUUUGGGAAGAAGGGCAAACUUGCACCCCGAUACGUUGGACCAUUUGAAAUUCUUGAGAGGAUUAGCACCGUUGCUUACAGACUUGCAUUGCCACCAGAGUUGAGUCAAGUCCACAGCGUGUUCCAUGUUUCGAUGUUGAGGAAAUACAUCCGAGACCCACUGCAUGUAAUAGAUUAUUCCGGGGUUGUGGUUAAUAAAGAUCUAGGCUACGAAGAGAGACCGAUGAGGAUUAUUGACAGACAAGUGAGACAGUUGAGAAAUAAGUCGAUAUCGAUGGUAAAAAUUGAAUGGUUGGAGCAUUAUGGCAAGGAAGCCACGUGGGAAAAGGAAGAAGAAAUGGAAAUCUGUUAUCCGGAGUUAUUUGUGGGACAAG
Camellia sinensis is the source of this 391-nucleotide messenger RNA. NCBI's taxonomy places the organism in Eukaryota, Viridiplantae, Streptophyta, Magnoliopsida, Ericales, Theaceae. The record is from RefSeq and is a predicted model, not a curated record.